CCGAAACCUCGUGUGACUUGUCAUAAACUGCGUCACACUUGCUGUCAAAAGACACGGUUUUAAAAACAAUGUAUGCGGUCUCACAUCUAUAAGUCGGUCUUAUCUACACAGUCGAGAUAUAGUGUUAUAAGAACCAUCCUAAGGAUCGUACGCCCACAGAUAGUGGUGACGAUAUAAUGGCAAUUUCUCUUGUCCAACUGAUCUGGAUUGUCUGUAUAUUUGGACUGAUCGAUGGAGACCAAAACAGUCGGCACCGGAAGUCAGAGUACAUUGAGGAUCACUGCAGUCAAAGGAUCAAACUGCCCUUGUUUCAGAGACUUGCGUUGACACGUGACGUAUUCUACAAGGAUGGCUGGCGCUGUGAUGUCACAUUGGAGGCGGAGGCUAAUCACGUGGUGUCAAUCUCUUUCAAAAAGUUUGAUAUUGGUCGCUCCAAACUAAAAGUAUGUAAGGAUGUUCUUCGGAUAUAUGAUGGUGAUAGCAUCAAAUCAUCAGAAAUGACGUCAGCCAAAGGUCUUUGUGGUCAGCUGAUUCCAAAACAGUUCGUGUCUAGCACUAAAACAAUGACCCUCAAAUUUAAAAGUCGAUAUCUUACGGCCAGCGCUGGGUUCACCGUAGAAGUCACAUCAUUUGGAGUCUUUAAAGAGAACUCAGAUUCCGGGGCGUGUCCAAACAACAGCUUCCGUUGCAUGGACACUUUUUGCCUAGACCGAAGUUUGGUGUGUGACGGUGUGCCGAACUGCCGCGACAAAUCAGACGAGUCUGCGCAACUUGCGGGUUGUCAAGGUUUUAAUGCCGGCUUGAUAGACUUGAGCGUUGGAGCUAGGGUAGGUAUAUUUGUCGCAGUUGCCCUUCUUCUCAUUGGGAUGUGUUGGACGAUAGUGUACUGUUUCUGUGGUUCCUCGUCAGCGAAAACUGUGUAUGUUCCUUACAAAAAGAUUUAGACUGAACAUUUUGCACGUCAAUGUGUUUGCCGUGGACCCAACUUGGAAUGAUAUCAAAGAUGUGAUAAAAAAAACCUAUAAGAUCACGAACCUUAUACAGAUUCAUCGGCCGAUCCAGCACGACCAAUUUACAAGGGUCCGGCCCUACCAGUGGUAGAACUAACAAAAUCAAGCAGGGAUUAACGAUAUCGUAUGAUA
Messenger RNA from Mizuhopecten yessoensis (Yesso scallop), 1142 nucleotides. RefSeq names its product enteropeptidase-like. Gene Ontology annotation, molecular function: protein binding. NCBI's taxonomy places the organism in Eukaryota, Metazoa, Mollusca, Bivalvia, Pectinida, Pectinidae. Bases 177 to 944 code for a protein of 255 amino acids. The transcript is spliced from 5 exons. The record is from RefSeq and is a predicted model, not a curated record.